Molecule: messenger RNA, 1176 nt
Organism: Saccostrea cuccullata (small rock oyster)
Lineage: Eukaryota; Metazoa; Mollusca; Bivalvia; Ostreida; Ostreidae
Exons: 4
Coding region: 1-1176 (391 amino acids)
Biological process (GO): DNA integration; DNA recombination
Molecular function (GO): DNA binding
Source: RefSeq, a predicted model, not a curated record
AUGCACGAACUAGAUGAGGAAUACUUGGGUUUCAAAUGGAAAAGCAAGUAUUACGUUUUCAAAGUUCUGUCAUUUGGCCUUAGUACAGCGGGAUACAUAUUUUCUAAAGUCAUGAGAGAGGUAGUCAAGUUUUGGAGGUCAACAGGUCAUAAAAUUGUCAUGUAUUUAGAUGAUGGUAUGGGCGGUGCUGCAACAUUACACGAAGCAGAAUUGUAUUGGUGUGCAGGAUCAAGCGCUGUUGAUGCGUUAUCUCAGAUGUGGACUGAUCAUUUGAACUGGGUUGUACCCCCUCCAAAAUUAAUUCCUUCAGUGUUUACAGGAAUAGGACUCCGGGACAGCAUUAAAAGAAAUGCAGAAAAACAUGGCGUUGAACCUGGAAGUUAUAUGGCUGAUCUGUGUCCAUAUUUAAGCAGCUGGAUUUUGUCAAGUAAAAGUAAUAACACUAACAAAUCCUACUUUAACGCUUUUAAGAGAUGGGAAAAUUUCAUUAAAGUUCAAGGACAUAGUGCGUUGCCGGCGAGUCCCAUGCAUGUGGCAUUAUACCUGACGCAUUUAUUACAGAACGGGUCAUCUCAACAUCCUGUGAACGUUGCCGUGUAUGCGAUUAAGUGGGCUCAUGAAUGUGCAGGUUUACCAGAUCCAACGAAGAAUUCGUACGUUUCAUCUCUACAAGAAGCUGCAAGACGGAAAGCUAGUCGUGCUGUGCAGAAAAAAGAGCCUAUUACCAAGGAUGUGUUAAUUGAACUUUGUGAUAAAUUCAUUGACGAAAAUUAUUUGCUAAUUGUCAGAAAUCUUACCAUGAUUUUAUUUUGUUUCGCUGGUUUCCUUAGGUUUGACGAAGCUAUUUCUUUAACAUUCAAUGAUGUGAUUGUACAUGAUGAAUAUCUUGUGCUUUGUAUUAAAAAAUCCAAAACAGAUCAGUAUAGACAAGUAAGCGAAGUCCUUGUUGCUAAGGGUUCAACGUCUGCAUGUCCUGUCAAUAUGUACAAGAAAUACCUAGAGCUUUUAGGAAUUCAUUCUUUAAGGGCAGGUGGGGCAACUGUGGCAGCUAAUUCAAAUGUGGAUGAGAGAUGUUUGAAAAAGCACGGUAGAUGGAGAAGUGAUAGUGCUAAAGAUGGUUACAUUGUAGAUUCUUUGGAAAAAAGGCUUAUGGUCUCAAGGUCAUUGGAAUUAUAA